AAAGUAAUGAAUCUACUCACAGACUCUUAAACAAUCGAAUUUUUAACAAAUUGUGAAGACCUUCUCAAUUCAACACUUGAUUAAGGUUAACUUGAAUCAAUGUGUCAUGAAUUAAUAGACACCUUUUGUAAUAUUUAGAAAUAUUUCUAGUUGUUUAUUUGGAGGAAAUAUAAAACUAUAAAAGUGAAGCAAACUUUGAACUAAAAUCUAAAUAAGCAGAAAUCGAUAUGCUGCACUUUUAAAUUUCUAAAUAUACUAAUCAACUAGAGGAAUAAAAACAGGAUUUAACUAGAUAGAUUGAUAUUUGUCAAUAAUUAGAAUUAUAAUUGCAAUAUUGUGAGGAGAAAUCCUAAAAAUCUGAAAAAGAAAUCGUAAUAGUGGAGACUGAAUUAAGAAAGAAACUUCAUCAGCAAAAUCAAUAAUAUCGAGAUUAGAUUUAAACCUUAAUGAGUGUUCAAUAAGAAAUUGAUAAACAUAUACUUUAACUCUCUAAAGAAAAAGGAUAACUAUAAUUAUAGUUUGAAUAGCUUCAAAAGAAAUAUGACGAUUAGUAAUUUUUAAUAACAAACUUGAAUGAGUAAUUAGCUAAUCUACAAACAACCUCAAGUUUUAAUACAAAACAUAAGUAGAAUGACAAUAUUAUCAUGGAUAUUUAAGAUGAAUCUCUAGAACUUAAUACUUAAUAAAAAAGAAGCUAGUACUCAAAUUGCAUUUCACAUAAUUAAAUUAAUUUUAAAUGGGAAAAAAUUUAACCUAGUAUAUCAUCUAUACGUGAUUCUAUUACCAUUAUCAACCCAAUAAAUACUAGAUGUGAAAUAUAAUCGAGAUAAAAGAUUAAAUCAUUAGUUUUUCUUAAUAGUAGCAAAGAAAAAUCAUAUGAUCCUUAUUAUGAAUUUUUUAAAUUGGUAUUUCUAAUCAAUGAAUUUUAGAUUACUCAAUGUGUUAAACUUGAUCUAGGAUAAGCUCAUAUCUUUACUAUGAAUUUCGAUUAUCUUUUUGAUAAGUUUAAAAACGAAUCUAUUCCUUUCAAUUAAUGGUAUAAUAAAAUAGUUGACGAGAUUUUUUUAUGA
This is a messenger RNA of Paramecium sonneborni, 1070 nucleotides long. The record is from the annotation of a GenBank genome assembly. NCBI's taxonomy places the organism in Eukaryota, Ciliophora, Oligohymenophorea, Peniculida, Parameciidae.